Prinia subflava (tawny-flanked prinia) is the source of this 1888-nucleotide messenger RNA. It is a transcript of the gene HAPLN3, whose product is annotated as hyaluronan and proteoglycan link protein 3. Lineage: Eukaryota; Metazoa; Chordata; Aves; Passeriformes; Cisticolidae. The record is from RefSeq and is a predicted model, not a curated record. Gene Ontology annotation, biological process: skeletal system development; central nervous system development; glial cell differentiation. Gene Ontology annotation, molecular function: hyaluronic acid binding. The transcript has 5 exons. The coding region runs from base 154 to 1236 and encodes 360 amino acids. Gene Ontology annotation, cellular component: perineuronal net; synapse.
UGUUUCCCUUUAAGAGGCAGGCCCUGGAGCUGCUUCCUCUCAGCCCUGCAAGAGCCCUAAACACAGUGCAUCUGCCUGCAGCCUGCCUGCACGCCUGCCUGCAGCCUGCCCGCAACCAGCCCCAGACUUAGGGUUCAGCCUCACUUCCCAGCCAUGCUGCUGCUCCCACUGCUCCUGAAGGCCACCCUGCUGCGCCUGGCCAGUGGCUCCUACCAUCCCUUCUACAAUGGAUUCUACUACAACCACAUCAUGAAUGACAAUGACGACGGGCAGGACAAAGUGGAUUACUUCAGUGGAUCCAGACUAGUGGUGGAAACCUCCAGAGACCCUGUCUACAGCUACAAUGGUGCCAAUGUCACCUUGCCCUGCCACUUCCGCUACGAGCCUGACCUGGGGCCUAAGCGCAAAAUCCGCAUCAAGUGGUCCAAGCUGCGGGACGACUACACCAAAGAGCAGGAUGUGAUGGUGGCCAUUGGCAAGACCUACAUGGCCUUUGGGGACUUCAAGGGCCGUGCUCACCUCCGUCAGGGCAGCCGGCACGAGGCCUCGCUGGUCAUCAGCGAUGUGCGCCUGAAGGAUGAUGGCAAAUACCGCUGCGAGGUCAUCGAUGGGCUGGAGGAUGAGAGCGAUGUUGUGGACCUCCGGCUGCAAGGCAUCGUGUUCCCCUACCAGCCUCCCCGCGGGCAGUACAGGCUCAACUUCCACGAAGCCGAGCAAGUGUGCCAGGACCAAGGUGCCAUCCUCGCCAACUUUAACCAGCUCUUCCAGGCGUGGAGUGAGGGGCUGGACUGGUGCAACGCGGGCUGGCUGGCCGAUGGCACGGUGCAGUAUCCCAUCCGCCUGCCCCGCAAGCCCUGCGGGGGCGUGCACCUCGCCCCGGGCAUCCGCAGCUACGGUCCGCGCCACCGGCACCUCCACCGCUUUGAUGCCUUCUGCUUCUCCUCGGCGCUCAAAGGAGAGGUUUUCUACCUGGACCGCCAGGCUGGGAUGACGCUGGAGGAGGCCAAGCAGAGCUGUCAGGAUGCAGGGGCCGAGAUCGCCCGGGUGGGGCAGCUCUACUCCGCCUGGAAGUUCCUGGCGCUGGACCGCUGCAGUGCGGGCUGGCUGGCAGAUGGCAGUGUCCGCUACCCCAUUGUCACGCCCCGGGCCAACUGUGGCCCCGCGGAGCCCGGUGUCCGCAGCUUCGGCUUCCCCAGCAAGGGCAGGUUUGGAGUCUUCUGCUACAGAGAGAGAUAAGGAGCUGGGAGGGAUCCUUCUUGGACAAAGGAUGUUUCCAGCCUGCCAGUGCCCAUUGUUGGGCAUUUCCAGGGGCUGUUUUAGGGGUUACUGGGGAGAGGUGGGGUGGGGGGAGGUUUCUUUUUGUUUUGUUUUGUUUCCUUCCUUUCUGUUUUCCACACCUUGCUCAGCAGCUGGCACCUGCAGCUGCUUGGGUUGGCUGUCAGCUGGGCAGCAGGGGACAGUCCCUGUCAUGGGAUGUGUGCAAGGGCGAUCCCCACGGGCUGCUGCUGCCAUCCCACUUGGCUGUAUCACCCCAUGGGUGGUGGCCCCUUCCUGCCGUGGCAGGCUGUCACUGACACCCACCUGCCCUUCCAGGCUGGUCCUGCCUCCAAGUUCACGAGGCAAGGCUGUGAGGGAGUGAGGCAAGGCUGGAUUCAGCCAGAGCAGAGAGCAGGUAUCUCCGUUGCAUCCUGGCCCCUCUUCCAGCCCCAUGCAUGUCCUGCUGAAGGAUGCCAUUGUGCCUGUCCCUGCUGGAGCACAAGUGCCUUAUCUCUAUGUGCCCCUUGCCUGGACUCCAUUUCAACUCUGGUGCCUUCUUCUUUGAGCAUUGGCUAUGCAAAGAUGUGUUUUUCUGGACAUCUUCUAAUAAAAUGGUGGAGAAAGCCCUGGA